AUGACUGUAUCCGAAACAUCAGCUAUCCCUCACGGAUCAUGGGUCCUGGUUACGGGAGCGAAUAGCUUGGUUGGAUCCAAUGUGGCCGAUCGGCUGCUUAGUCGCGGGUACCGUGUGAGGGGAACCGUACGGAAUGCGCAGAGGCACCAAUGGCUCGGAGAUCAUUUCCGUCACAAGUAUGGAACUGACAGCUUUGAGCUGGUCCAAAUCCAAGACAUACAGCGUCCGGGUGCUUUUGACGAAGCGAUGAAAGGCAUGUCAGGAGUAGCACAUGUAGUAACCAUUUUUGCUGGUCCAAACGAUGGUCCAGAGGAGGUAUUCAAUUCCAUCAAACAAUUGGAUUACAAUAUUCUUGCCUCCGCGGCCGCUGAGCCCAGCGUGAAGCGCUUUGUCUACACCUCCUCCUGCCAAGCGGCUAACACAAUGAGCCUCGAUGAUCUGAAUGGCAAGACCGUGAUCACGUCAGAAACUUGGAAUGAAACUGCCAUACAACGAGCCAAAACGGGGUCUCCUGAGGAAUGGAGACGGGGAUUCGACAUAUACAGCGCAAGCAAGGCCUUGGGCGAGCAAGGAGUCUGGGAAUGGGUGAAAGAGCACAAGCCUGGGUUCGUGACAAAUACCGUUCUACCCUCGUUGUGCUACGGUGCCUCUCUCGAUCCACAACACCAAGGCUUUCCUUCCACACUACUAUGGCCAGCAGCUAUCAUCAAGAAUGAAUGGGCCUCAGUUUCUCAGCACGUGAACGCCACUGUCCCAGAUGGAGGGUACUGUGUGGGCAUUGAAGAUGUCGCACUUCUACAUGUCGCGGCUUUGACCAAUCCUACCGUCCAAAAUGAACGCCUGUUCGCGUAUGGCUGGCCGUUCUUCUGGAACGAUUUGGCUACCAUCUAUCGAGGAAUAUUUCCUAACCGCGAGUUGCCGACAGAUCUGCCUGCCCGGGAUAAGGACGCGGACUUGUUAGACGUUAGACCUUCGAAGCGGUCGGAAGAUCUACUGAAAGAGAUGGGCAAGCCUGGGUGGAGUAGUCUAAAGGAGAUUAUUGUGGCUAAUGCAUAUGGUCUGGUUUGA
Messenger RNA from Aspergillus niger, 1068 nucleotides. RefSeq lists its product as uncharacterized. Bases 1 to 1068 code for a protein of 355 amino acids. The transcript has 4 exons. The record is from RefSeq and is a predicted model, not a curated record. NCBI's taxonomy places the organism in Eukaryota, Fungi, Ascomycota, Eurotiomycetes, Eurotiales, Aspergillaceae. Gene Ontology annotation, molecular function: oxidoreductase activity, acting on the CH-OH group of donors, NAD or NADP as acceptor.